AUGGCACUCUUUCAGGCCCUGUAUGACACCCCUGCAGACAAGCUGUCUGCCUUCGUGGAGCAGAAACUUCAGCCCGACGGGGACUGGAAGGAGGAAGUGAAGGAUGCCUGGCAGAGUAUUGAGCAUUUCUUCCGGGAACAGUGCUUCCGAGAUGAGCUGGUUCUAGACCAGGAAGUCAGGGUGCUGAAGGUGGUGAAGGGUGGCUCCUCUGGGAAGGGAACGACGUUGAACUACAGCUCCGAUGUGGACUUGGUCUUGUUCUUGAGCUGUUUCCCCAGCUUCCAAGACCAGGCAAAGCACCGCGGAUUGAUCAUCAGCUUCAUCGAGAAGAGACUGACUCAAUACAGCAGGAGCCUGGCCUACAGCAUCACCAUGGUCCCGUGGAGAGAGACGAACAGGGUCCCCCGCUCCCUGUCCUUCCAGGUCCAGCCCAGGAAGAACAGUGACGCCGUUGGAGUGGAUGUGCUCCCAGCCUAUGAUGCUCUGGGGCAUUUUUGCCCGGACUCUAAACCAUCACCAGAAAUCUAUGAAAACUUAAUAACCAGUCAAGCCACGCCUGGAGAGUUCUCACCAAGCUUCACAGAGUUGCAGAGGCACUUUGUGAAAAGUCGACCUGUUAAGCUAAAGAACCUCCUGCGGCUGGUGAAGCACUGGUACCUGCAGUACUUGAAACGUAAAUAUCAAAACAAAGCAUUGCCCCCAAAAUAUGCUCUGGAGCUACUGACCAUCUAUGCCUGGGAAAUAAGUACAGACAAAAGCGAGAAUUUCAACCUGGGUGAAGGGUUUAGAGCUGUGAUGGAACUCCUCAUAGAUUAUGAAAACAUCUGCAUAUAUUGGACCAAGUACUAUGAUUUCCAAAAUGAGACUGUCAGAAUCUAUCUCAAACAACAGUUGAAGGAACGCAGACCAGUUAUCCUGGACCCAGCUGAUCCUACCAACAACCUGGGAAGUAAAAAGGGAUGGGACCUGGUGGCCAGAGAGGCUGUUCACUGCCUGAGGCAGGCCUGCUGCUGGACUGAAGACCCCAGCCAGAGCUGGCAUGUACAGCCAGCAAGGGAUGUCCAGGUGACGGUGAAAAAGGCAGGAGAGGAGGCCUGGACAUUCUCAGUGAACCCCUACAGUCCCAUCUGGAAGAUGAAAGCCAAGAUCAGGAGGGCAUGGGGUUUCAGCGGGCAACAGCGUCUCUCCUUCCAGGAGCCAGGAGGGGAGCGGCAUCUGCUCAGCAGUCAGAAGACAUUAGCAUAUUAUGGGAUCUUCUCUAAGGUGAGCGUCCGGGUGCUGGAGACUUUCCCUCCUGAGAUCCAGGUCUUCGUGAAGGACUUUAGUGGUCAUAGCAAGCCUUAUGCCAUCCACCCUGAGGACUCCAUCCGUGGCUUGAAAGAGAAGAUUGAGGAAGGUGGAGGACUUUACGUGGAGGAUCAGGUACUAAAGUUCCAGAAUCGGAUACUACGGAAUCACCGCAGCCUCUCAGACCUGCAAAUCAAAGACUGUGACACCAUCAUACUCGUGAAGAGAAGCUGAGUAAGGAAAGGCCACAGGUCCCCAGGAGUGCCCAUGGUCAGGCUGCACAUGAUGUAG
This is a messenger RNA of Odobenus rosmarus divergens (Pacific walrus), 1578 nucleotides long. Its product is annotated as 2'-5'-oligoadenylate synthase-like protein 2-like. The record is from RefSeq and is a predicted model, not a curated record. Gene Ontology annotation, cellular component: cytosol; membrane; nucleoplasm. NCBI's taxonomy places the organism in Eukaryota, Metazoa, Chordata, Mammalia, Carnivora, Odobenidae. Gene Ontology annotation, biological process: defense response to virus; negative regulation of viral genome replication; regulation of ribonuclease activity. Gene Ontology annotation, molecular function: double-stranded RNA binding; protein binding; 2'-5'-oligoadenylate synthetase activity. The transcript has 7 exons.